Messenger RNA from Tetrahymena thermophila SB210, 1854 nucleotides. RefSeq names its product MFS transporter. Gene Ontology annotation, biological process: transmembrane transport. The record is from RefSeq and is a predicted model, not a curated record. The transcript has 3 exons. Gene Ontology annotation, cellular component: membrane. Lineage: Eukaryota; Ciliophora; Oligohymenophorea; Hymenostomatida; Tetrahymenidae. Gene Ontology annotation, molecular function: myo-inositol:proton symporter activity.
AUGUCUACUUUAAAAUAAUAGCAAUCAAGAGAUAAAAGCACUUCUCAAAACCACAUGAAAAGGGUGGAUCCUCAUUUUAUUGAUGAUGUAGAGCAUCAUCAUCACUAACUGAGACAAGAAUGGCGUAUUUAUUCUAUGGCAGUUAAUGCAUGCUUAGGAUCUUGGUUCUUUGGUUACAACUUAGGUGUUUACAACUCAGCUUAGAAAAUAAUGGAGAAAUUAAAUGGGUGGGAUAAGGAAGAAUUUGAAUUAUACACAGCUUUAAUUACUGCUUUUAUGCCUUUAGGUGCUUUGUUGGGAGCUCUCUUUAGCAGAUAAAUCCUUGAAGCUAUCAAGGGUAUUAGAAAGUCUAUGCUUAUAUUUGACAUAAUAGGAAUUAUUGGAACUAUUAUUAUUAUCCUUGACCACACUGUCCCAAAUCUUUUGAUAGGAAGAUUUAUUUGUGGUUUUUGCAUAGGUACAAAUACAGCCAUCAUUCCUAUUUACAUUAAGGACUUUUCACCUAUAGAAAUAAGUGGAAGAGCUGGUGCUGUUAAUUAAAUUAUUUUAACCUUUGGAGUCUUCUGCAGUUACUUGAUAGCACUAGUACUUCCUCUUCCUGCUGAUACUAAAGAUGGCUACAGUGAUGGUGGUCCUUGGAGAAUAGUUUUAGGUCUUCCUAUGAUUGCCCCUGUUAUUCGUCUAAUUAUUCUACUUUUCAUUUUUAGAUUGGAAACACCAACUAUUAUGAUCAAGGAGCACCGUUAUUAGGAAGUAAAGGAAUUUUUCAAGCAAAUAUAUUCAUCUGAAAAGGAUGCUGAAGAGGUUUUUCACGGAUAUGAAGAAAAAGUAUUUGAAGAAUAGGCUGAAAAAGAAAAGCUUAAACAUAAAAUGCACUCUGAUGAUCUUUCGAGCAAUGGUGGUAAUAAAGGCAUGCACAUGAAUGAAGUAGUUAACAAUCACCACGAAGAAACUAAUGUCAGAGUUGAAGAUUAAGCAAGAGUUCCAUCUACUGCACAAAAUAAUGAAUUCAAUAUAUAACUAGCUACUAAUGUUCCUGAAACAUAGGCAAAUAUCGUAACUAUUUAAAAGCCUCAUGUUAAAACUUAUGAAGAUUUUUACCAUGAAAAAAUAUUUUAAUUGUCUAAUAAAGCAAGUUAUGUGAAGCGUUUUAUUUUGGGUUGCGCAAUUUAGUUUUGUACUCAAUGUAGUGGAGUAAAUGCCAUUCUUUUUUACUCUAAUAGUAUAUUUAAAGAUACCUCUGGUAAAAAAGGAGCUGAUGCUGAAUUAGUAGCUCGUUAGGCAACUAUCGGUUUAGGUGCUUCUAUGGUUGUUUUUAACUGUCUUUCGUUUUAUCUUCUAGGUAAAUUAGGUCGUCGUACUCUCAUGAUUACAGGUGUUGGUAUAGUAAAUAUUGCUCUUUUUGUAUUUGCAGGAAUUCAAAAAGUUGAUAAAAGUAAUACUUCAGUAAAUAACUUUGGUAUCUUCCUAAUAUUCUUGUUCUAACUUGGAUGGUAGAUUAGUUUAGGUGCUGUAACUUGGAUUUUGAAUAGCGAAAUUCUUGACAGAUUAGGAAUUUCAGUUUCAUCUUUUAUCAGAUGGACAUUUGCUAUGGUUGUUGGUUUAGUAUUCCCUUAUAUGAAAGAAGACAUAAAUUUGUUUGGUUCCUUCUUAGUUUUUGGAGGUUUCACUUUAGUUAUGUACAUCUACUUUAUUUUUGCAAUUAAAGAAACUAAAGGAAAGGAUCGUUAUGAAAUCUUAAAAAAUUAUUGUAACCCAGUUUAAUAUAAAGAAUUUGAAAAAUUAUCUACCGAAUAUGCAAAAUAAGCCUUUGAAGAAUAAAAAAUUGCUCUAAACAAAAUUACAACUGAAUGA